AGUGAACAGACAAACAGUGACGCGAGAAAAUUUGGUUUCUCAUCGAUUCUUUCUUUUCAUCUCGGAUUUGUAAUAGAAACAGGAACUAGGAUUCUGUCUCCUCCUUGGGAUCAUCAAGAGGGGUAUGUGAUUAUGGAAAUUGAAAAUGUCCCGAUUAAAGCAUCAGAGUCUAAGGCGUUGAAAUCAGUGGUAAAGGAACAGUGUUUCAGCCCGGAGAAGAACAACAUCAACAACAAAAUGGCCGCAACAAAUGGGUUUGUAAAAAUUUCAUCAAAAUCAGCUGGAACACAAACGAAUGAAGAGGAUAUUCCUCCCGAAGAAAUCCAGAAAGAAGCCGGCCUCCUAGCCCAAGACAUUGUAUCAUAUGUGGCACAAAGAAAAGAAACAAAAGCUCCAGAUAGACAUUGUCAAACCCUGAGGAGAACUGUUGACCAACUUUCUCAAAAACAUGACAUUGUAUUCAAAGCAAUGGUGAAAAAACUUGACAUUUCACAAGAAAAUGGUUACAAAACAUUUGUCAAUGUUGCAGAUGAAAUCUUCGAGGAUGGCCAAGUUAACUGGGGAAGAGUUGUUACUGUGUAUACAUUUGGUGCAAGAAUAGCGAAACAUUGUACUGAAAAUGAUAUGACCGAGUUUACGCCAAAAAUUUCUGAAUUCAUGGGUCGAUAUGUCGCAGUGCGGCUGGGAAAGUGGAUCAAUGAAAAUGGGGGAUGGGAUGCUUUCUCUGAAUACUUCCCUGAUGAGAAUGAUGUUGAAAACAAAGUUUGGAAAGGUCUGAUGUUUACUGCGAUUGGCUUAGGCGCUCUUGCAACCAUGACCCUAGCAGCAAGAUAAAUAACACAAGCAGACAUGGGUAACAAAUGCAACAUGACUUAAACAACAAGUCACUACUCAACACAUCUCUAUAUGGAUUUUAAACAUUCAAUAAGUCUAUCUAAGCCGACUAAAACAGAAUUUUUUUAUUGAUUUACCUGAACUGGAUUUAACCUGACCUACCUAUAGUGGUAUAUUUCUAGUCGUAAACAACUGUAUGUGGACAAAAGAGAAAAAGA
Messenger RNA from Owenia fusiformis, 1052 nucleotides. Lineage: Eukaryota; Metazoa; Annelida; Polychaeta; Sabellida; Oweniidae. The record is from the annotation of a GenBank genome assembly.